Messenger RNA from Myotis davidii, 2140 nucleotides. RefSeq names its product signal regulatory protein beta 2 (gene SIRPB2). The record is from RefSeq and is a predicted model, not a curated record. Lineage: Eukaryota; Metazoa; Chordata; Mammalia; Chiroptera; Vespertilionidae. The transcript is spliced from 5 exons. Gene Ontology annotation, cellular component: plasma membrane. The coding region runs from base 185 to 1174 and encodes 329 amino acids.
CAGGCUCCUCCCUCUUGCAUCAGCAGCCUUAUUUUGCUGUGUUCAAAACACUUCCCCAAGUAGCCUUCACCACAAGAAGCAGACACAGCCUUGCCCACAGCCCCACUUCAGACUCCAACACGCAUCUGAGAGCAAAGACACGGCCAGUCUCAGGGACUACUAGAGGCACCGUGCGCCCCUCGUCAUGCCCACCCCUCCCAACUUGGUCGACUCACCUCCCUCCUGGCAACUGGUGCUGCUCCUUGUCCUCUCAGGAGUCUCUGAGAGGAGCAAAGGGAAUGAGUGGCAGGUGCGGCAACCUGAGGGUCCCAUGCUGGUGGCAGAAGGUGAGACACUGCUACUGAGGUGUACGGUGAUCGGCUCCUGCAUUGAUGCCAUGAUUAAAUGGAUCAAGGUGAGCAAGCAGGACCAGCAGGAAAUUUAUAAUUUCAAACAUGGCUUCUUCCCUGGGGUGACAUCUGUGACCCAGCAGACGUUGGAGCCACUUAGUUGCGACUAUUCCAUCUAUAUUCAUAAUGUCACCAAGGAGCAGGAAGGAACCUACCACUGUGUGAGGUUUGAUGACCUGAGUGAGCCCUCAGAAAUGCAGCUGGAUGAAGGCACCUCAGUGCUUGUGAAGGGAGCUGGCAACCUAGAGUCAAACCUCCAGAUCAUCCAGCCCCAGGAGCUGGUGUUGGCAACCCCUGGAGACACUGUCUUCCUGAACUGCACAGUGCUUGGAGAUGGUCCUUCCGGGCCCAUCAGGUGGUUCCGGGGGUCUGGUCUGAGCCGUGAAGCCAUUUACAACUUUGAAGGCAUCUCCCAACCCAAUGUGACUGCGGUCCAGGCCUCCAGCAGCGAUUUCAGCAUUCUUUUGCAAGAUGUCUCUACGGAGUAUGCAGGCACCUACUACUGUGUAAAGUUUCAGAGGAAACUUAACAGGCAAUACCUGUCUGGACAGGGCACCAGGCUGAGGGUGAAAGCAAAGCCCACUUCUUCCCAAGAGGCAGAAGUCAUCCAUCAACAUGUAGCCAGGAGAUCUCUGUCAGGCCUCCUGUCUGUGUUCACAGCUGUGGUCCUGGGAAUGAAGACAGUGACCUUGGCUGCACUCCUGCUGGCCCUGGCUGCCUGUUGGAGACACGGUGGGCAAGAAAAUGUCAAAACCCCAGGCCCAGCAAAACUGUGCUCAUCUUAGCCUGGGGCCUGGGGCCUGGGGCAUGGAUGAGGGGUCAGCUCCAGAGUGGUGCUCUGAGUUGGAGAGGGGCCAGGACUCCCCACCAUUUCUCUGCCUCCAAUCCCAGUCUCCAGAUGUCCCCCAGGACUCACAAGAAACUCCAACAUCCCCACCCCUGGUUUCAGUUCACCUGGUGAAAUAGCCCACUUGGCCCUGGGCUCCCCUCGGGUGUGCUUUCCUCGCUCUUCUCAGCCUGUCCAGGCCCUCCUUGUCCUUCAAGGCCUUGCCCAGGUCUCCCUUCAAGGCUCUCGCUCCUGCUGCAGUCCCUGUGAAGUGCUCUCACCCUUCCUUCCCUGCUCCACAUUUUCACAACCUUCAACUCUAACUCAGAGACUUCCCAGAAGAUACCCCUCAGCAUUUCUCACCCAGCCACACUGCCUCCAUUUGUAUCCUUCUCUCCACUCUCCUGCCUUUUUUCUUCCUCACUGUGGCUAGCUUGGGUGGCUGCAAUAGUUGGAAUAUAGGGUUGGUAAGUUUGACGAAACUCAUAAAUAACAGUGGCUUAAACCAGAACAAAGUUGGUUUCUCUAGUAAUAUCUGAGCAUAAGCAGACCAGGCAAAACAGCCGCUUCCUGGUACUGAGACCAGGGAUUCCUUGGUCAUGUUGCUACCAGGUCCACCUCCCAGGCUGCAAGACCAGGGCAAAGGCAAUGGAGGGGAGCCUGGCACUCUCCUUCAAGGGCACAGCUAGGAAUUUGCCCACAUCAUCUCUAAUUGGCUGGAAGGUGUUACAUGGUCACACCUAGCGAUAAAGAAGGCUGAGAAAUACAGUCUUCAUUCUAGCAGCAAUAUCCGCAGCUGAAAAAUUUCACUAGAGAAAUAGAGGGUAAAUAUCAGUAUAUACUGUAACCCAAGCAUAUCAAAACCCAAGGCUAACAUGGGCCAAAUAAACAAGGUUUAAGUUGAUGUGGGCCGCAAAAAAACAAA